Drosophila pseudoobscura is the source of this 3613-nucleotide messenger RNA. RefSeq names its product pickpocket 15 (gene ppk15). Gene Ontology annotation, biological process: sodium ion transmembrane transport. The coding region runs from base 1179 to 2642 and encodes 487 amino acids. Gene Ontology annotation, molecular function: ligand-gated sodium channel activity. The transcript has 6 exons. The record is from RefSeq and is a predicted model, not a curated record. Lineage: Eukaryota; Metazoa; Arthropoda; Insecta; Diptera; Drosophilidae. Gene Ontology annotation, cellular component: plasma membrane.
CUUAUUCACUCAUUUUACUUAAUAACUCACGGCGAUUGCAGGCUGCAGCCGUGGCACAGGAGCGAGCACAGCGGAUCCGGACACGGACGCGGACACGGACUCAAAGUUGCAGUUACAGUGGGAGUGGUAUAGUUGUUGGGUUGACUGGUUGUCGGUUGUCGGUUACCUGGCUGCCAUAAAUGAGGCAGGGAGUCGGCAGGUGUCGGCGGGUGGGGCUCCUGCUCCUGCAACUCUGCCAGGCGUCAGAAAAGUUUAACGUCCUCUCGCAUGUGGCACAGGUGGCAGCAAGUGGCGGAAAAUGUUUCACAGGAAAAGUUGAUAGUCAAAGAUCAUAACUUCGGUCGGCUACUAAGCCUUCCAUUAGCCAUCUAAAUUCUCUCUCUCAUACAAGAAACUUUUAUUAAAUGUAUGGAUUAAAUUAUGUGUAAAUCUGCAAACAGUAAAGUAUUUUUCUUUUAGUAAAAGUUUCACUAAAGUUUUAAAAAAAUAAAUACAUUUACCAUACGACAAUGGGUCGGUUCCCUGCAUUGUUAACAUUAAUUGCCACUUAUUACAGGAAGAUAGUUGAACAUAAUAUAUUACGAUAUAUGUUUUGUUGAAUGGCUACGAACUAUCCUGCCUGUAGAUCUUGAUUUCUGUUUGUCACCUGUUCUUCGGAAGUGUCUGGAAAUCUUAUAUAUAUGGAUAUAAGUACCCAUGCAAGCCAUGCCUACAUACAGGUAUACACUAGAGCUCUGUUUGGGUGUGUGUGCAUUUAAAUCCUUAUUGCGACACCUGCACAAAGCAAAUACCAAUUAAAGGCUUUUCACAUGCAGCCCCACGUGAGUUCGUCUCUCCCUGGCGACCGCACUGCCAACAAACUGGUCUGGAGGCGAGCAGGAUGGGGGGGUGGCAGUUGUGUGUGGUGUGGUGUGGGGCAAGGAGCAGAGACCACACUCACAUGCUAUUAAGUUGCCACAUCCCACCAACAUCCACAUCCACACCCACUUCAACCCACACCUCCUCAGGCACUCCAAACUGACAACAAACAAAUUUAACCAACGAGUAGCUGACCGUGUCGUGCCAGACCAAUUUAUAUGGCCGGGUCGGACAGUCGUCGUCCAGCCAGUCCGAAACGAAGGCCCAAGACCUUGCGAUCGGCUUAUUGAACGUCUCUGGGUCCAACAGCAGCAGCAGCCAUGGCCCGGCAAAUAGAUGCGGCGGCCAAUGGCCAGAAACAUGGACAGAGACACAGUUGGAGGGAGCUGGGUUGGAUAUUUGUAACCUACUUAAAGGAUUACUGCGCCAAUUGUACUCUGGCCGGUUUCUCCUACAUUGCCAAUUCCAGGCUUCAUCCAACGGAGCGCAUCUUCUGGCUGAUUUGUGUCGUACUCUCGGCCAUGGGCUGUUACUAUCUGAUCGCCGACUACCAGCGCAGCUUUCCCAUACGGGCCGUUAGCAUUGUCUACGAGAGUUUGCCACCAUUUUCCAACUGGAAAUUUCCGACUGUCAGCGUGUGCGAAGUUGUCUACAAAUACGACCUGGGACCCGAAGUGGAGGAUUACGUAAGAAGUUUGGGUGGCGACGUCGAUGGAGAUUAUAACUUCGAUGUGGAGACCCAUGUCUCGUUUAUUCUGUUUCCCCAUCAAUACCACGAAGGCACCAUCAAAUCGCAUUGUCAAACACCCGAAAACUGCGACGAAUGCGCUACCUGUCCUAAGUCGGACUACCGCCAGUUGUUGACCAGGUUUGGGGCCAACUGUUCAGAUGUGUUUAUACAGUGCAAACUUUCGCAUCGUGAGUUCGAUUGUUGUCAAUACUUUCUGCCCUUGAUCACGCCCUUCGGCCGUUGCUAUAUGCUCAAUUCGCUGCAGAAUAACAUACGUGGCUCAGAGCACUGGCUGCCCAACAGCCUGGAGCCCGGCACAGAGACGGCCUUGAUGGAACUGCUCACCCAUCGUCCGGUGCAGGUGAAUCUGCUCAACGAGGAGGAUAUACCGCACACGGCCCUGGCUGCUGUUGGGGUAAGUGUCACGGAUCCGGGCCAGCACAAGACCUUCCAGUUUCACAUGGAGUUGAUGAAGAACGAUUUGGAUGUACACGAGAUAGAGCCGAAGGCACGUAACUGCUACUUCCCCGAGGAGGUGUUGCCAUUCAGUGUGUACAAGGCCUAUAGCUUCAGUACCUGCAUCACCGAUUGCACGCGCCAGUUCCAGAUGAAGAUGUGCGGCUGUACUCCAUAUAUGAUGAAUCCCUUUGCUGAUCCGCGUUAUCCGGACUGCGAUCUGGCCGGAUUCAACUGUUUGGAAUCGCAUUUCAUGGUCAAACCGGACGCCAAGCUGCUGCUGGGGAAAAGUAAUGGCAAGACCAACUGCGAGUGCCUGCCAUCCUGCAACGAGGGCGAUAUCCGAGCUAUUUACGAGUCGGUGUCCGACUUCAAUCGGAGCAGCACUGCUCGGAAUAUAACGCUCUCCAUGCCGGCUCUGCCCACGGAUCGGUAUCGCCGGAUGGCACUUCGCACACGGUUAGACGUUGUGGUGUCCACGGGCGGUAUGCUGGGCCUCUUGCUUGGCGCCAGCAUCCUCAGUGGCAUCGAGUUUAUCUACUAUUUCACAGUGCGAGCGCUGAACAACGUGCUGCAGGCGCGCUCUCACCGUGCGUAAUUGGUCGCUUGCCAGGGGCCGAUUUAAAUUAUCUCGGCGAUGUUCCCAAAAGCAGAUACUCCGCCCAGAUGGAAAUACAGGCAGACAGAUAAAGACAGAGAUGGGGCAAAAUCUGGAAGAAAGCAGAGUCUGGAAUACACAUUCGCUUGAGUUGGGUUAUUCCUUGACCUGAGUCGCAUGUGGCGUAUGCGCAAUUUAAAAAUUUUAUUAAAUAUUUGCUCGCCUCGGUCACUGCAAUGCGCAUUAAAAAUGCAACCAUGGCAUGCAGUCAGAGGAUGCCAAGGAUACCAAGGAUACCGAAAACGUGAAUGCCACGAGCCAAGUGUGAAGCUGAAAAUCAAUGAAACUCACAAUUUGCACAGUCAGCAAAUGCCUCUUGGCGACAACGACAACUGCAAUAUACAUAUAUCUCCUCGAGUAUAUGGUAUGUAUCUCUAUAUAUGUAUAUGUAUACUUUUGGCCACCUCUCAAGCUUCAUAAGAUUUUCAUUUGGUUGGCUCGUGUUGCUUAGUUUUAAAUAUUUAAAAUGCCAUAACAAUAGAAAAGACCCCCGGAAGGCAAAACUCACUCAAAGGCAGAGGAAGAGAAAUGUAAUCACAUUAAUUCUUUGCCGGUUUUUCCUUUUGCAGUUGCCUUUGCCUUUUGCCCCUUUUUCAGCUUUUGUUACUUUGGUCACCUCCACAAAGGUUAAUUAAUUACGCUCUACGCCAAUUAACGCCGAGGUAUGGAACGGGAAUGGGCCUAAGCUUUUACCAUUUGGGAAAUGGCCACAAAAAUAAGGUUGCAUUUGGCGGAAUUUUCUUUCGAAAGCGGAGCAAAAUUUGACAAAAAAGAAUUAUAAAUAAAUGAUGUUUAAAAAACAAGAAUAAUGCUUAGGAUGAUUUCAGAAAUGAACGGUAAUUAAAAAUAUAUGAAAAUACAUACAAAUUAAUUUCGUAUGUCAUUCCCUACUCACAAAUUAUUAUUUCUUA